UGUUUAGAAUUCUAUCUACUCAUCAAAAUGUCUGGACGUGGCAAAGGUGGUAAAGUUAAGAACAAGCCGAAGUCUCGUUCAUCACGGGCCGGGCUUCAAUUCCCGGUUGGACGGAUUCAUCGGCUGUUGCGGAAGGGCAAUUAUGCGGAACGGAUUGGUGCCGGUGCUCCCGUUUAUCUUGCUGCGGUGAUGGAAUAUCUCGCUGCUGAAGUGCUCGAGUUGGCCGGAAAUGCUGCUCGUGAUAACAAGAAAACGCGUAUCAUUCCACGUCAUUUGCAGUUGGCCAUCCGGAAUGAUGAAGAGCUGAAUAAACUUCUCGCUGGGGUAACGAUUGCUCAAGGAGGUGUACUUCCCAAUAUCCAAGCUGUAUUGUUGCCGAAGAAAACCGAAAAGAAAUCCGACUAA
This is a messenger RNA of Uranotaenia lowii, 405 nucleotides long. RefSeq names its product histone H2A-like. Gene Ontology annotation, molecular function: DNA binding; structural constituent of chromatin; protein heterodimerization activity. The transcript has a single exon. Lineage: Eukaryota; Metazoa; Arthropoda; Insecta; Diptera; Culicidae. Gene Ontology annotation, cellular component: nucleosome. The record is from RefSeq and is a predicted model, not a curated record. The coding region runs from base 28 to 405 and encodes 125 amino acids.